Colletotrichum graminicola M1.001 is the source of this 2175-nucleotide messenger RNA. RefSeq lists its product as uncharacterized. NCBI's taxonomy places the organism in Eukaryota, Fungi, Ascomycota, Sordariomycetes, Glomerellales, Glomerellaceae. Gene Ontology annotation, molecular function: palmitoyltransferase activity; protein binding. Gene Ontology annotation, cellular component: Golgi membrane. The record is from RefSeq and is a predicted model, not a curated record. The coding region runs from base 1 to 2175 and encodes 724 amino acids. The transcript has 6 exons. Gene Ontology annotation, biological process: protein palmitoylation.
AUGGACAAGUCCACCUCACCAGGCGGCACCGCUGCCCCCUCCGUGGCCCCGAACCAGCCGGCCAACAAGACGAGCGCCGCCGCGCCGACGCUGAAUAAUGAGCUGGAGAUGGGCAACAUUGGCGGCGAUGCGCCGGCCGCCGAAAACGACAUUAUGCAGGUCGCCCGGGUGGGAGACGUACCGGCCAUGGAGAAGCUCUUUGAGUCGGGAGAAUACGAUGCGACAUACACUGACGAUGAAGGCAUCACACCCUUGCAUUGGGCCGCUAUAAACAAUCAGUUUGCCAUGUGCAAGUUCCUAAUCGACAACGGCGCCGAAAUCAACAAGAAAGGAGGAGAGUCCGUCGCGACACCCCUGCAGUGGGCCGCCCAACGAUGCCAUUACUACACCGUCAACCUCCUCCUCCAGCACGGAGCCGAUCCCCUCAUCACCGACGCCCAAGGUUACAACACCCUCCACAUCUCGACCUUCAACGGCAACACCCUCCUGCUCGUCCUCCUCCUCCACCAGGGCAUCCCCGUGGACGUGCUCGAUAGCUACGGGCACACGGCGCUGAUGUGGUCCGCCUACAAGGGCUUCCCGCAAUGCGUCGACCUCUUCCUCCGCUGGGGCGCCAGCGUACACACCACCGACGAGCAAGGUUUCACCGCGCUGCACUGGGCGUUGGUCAAAGGCUCUCCCGCCUGCAUACAGAAGCUGAUCGAGUACGGCGCCGACCGGUUCGCCAAGACGGAGACCGGCAAGACCCCGGCCGUGACGGCCAAGGAACUCAACACGGCCGGCGCGUGGCACAGAGCCCUGCAGGAGUGCGGCUACGACGAGGAUGGUCAACCCAUCGAGCCGCAGUUCCCCGGCGCGACCUUCCUCCGCCAGGAUAAGAGGGGGUUCGUCACCAGGUUCCUGUUCUUGUGGCCCUUCCUCCUCGUUUGGUCCAUGGUCACCAUUCUGGGGAGCUUACCAGUCUUUGCCGGCGUACUCUUCGCUGUGGCUGUCGGCUACGGACUGCAGUGGUGCGCCCAGCAGGUCAUUGAAUUUGCCCCGCCCGAUAUGCGACACUUCCACAAGACCCCCUGGUUGGCCGGAAUCUUUUCGGCUUCAGUGUUCUGGGUCGGCCUGAGAUGGCUGACCACUAUCAUGCCUGGCACAACCGGCUCAUCAGACGCUACAGGGUCGCACUGGUGGUUGAACCUGGUCUUCGGCACCUUCCUCGGGCUCUGCGCCUACUUCUACAGCGCCGCUAUGCGAUACGAUCCGGGAUUCGUGCCCAAGAUGAACGGCAUCGCCGAGCAAAAGGCCGUCAUCGACGAGCUCCUGAAGGAGUGGAAAUUCGACGAGACGAACUUUUGCGUUACGUGCAUGAUCCGGACACCCCUCCGCAGCAAGCACUGCAGGCGGUGUCAGAAGUGUGUCGCAAAGCAUGAUCACCACUGCCCUUGGGUCUACAACUGCGUUGGUGUCAAUAACCACCGCCAUUUCUUCUUGUACCUCAUCAGCUUGACGUUGGGCAUCAUCUCCUACGACUUCCUCGUCUACUACUACUACUCCAACAUCUCUGACAAGGCUUCAGACAGCUGCAACUUCCUUAGCCCUGGGCUUUGCAGGGUUGUCAACGCCGACGGCUAUACAGCAAUUCUCACUGUCUGGGUUACUCUCCAGCUUACGUGGGUCGGUAUGCUUCUUUUCGUGCAGUUUGUACAAGUCUCUCGAGCGAUGACAACCUACGAGAACAUGUUUGGUAUCCAAGAUGGCUCCCUCACCUCCGCCUUCACAUCGACCGGUACGCCCCUGGACCCGAACCACCCGUCCCUGACGCCUCCCGAAGGAGCUGGCGGCCAUGGGCAUGCCCACGGUCACAAGCACAAGGGCGGCCGUCUCCAGCAGUGGGCUCGCCUCCUAGGCGUCGACCCCUUCAUCGAGACCAUCCGUGGCCGCGGCGCCGCGACCCAGAACAAGAAGAGGAAGAAGAACCCCUACUCCAACGGCUGCAUGGCCAACUGCCGCGACUUCUGGUGCGACCCGGCGCCCAUGUUUGGCCAGCGCGAGAACGGCUCUGCCAUCUUGAGCGGCGAGCCCGUCAACUACGCGGCCAUGUAUGAGAGCCCGAGCCUGAUGAACAUGAACAGAGGGCGGAGGAGAACGGGCGGUUACGAAGCUGUCGCGGCCGAAGAUGUGUAG